Messenger RNA from Labeo rohita (rohu), 2864 nucleotides. RefSeq names its product HRas proto-oncogene, GTPase b (gene hrasb). The record is from RefSeq and is a predicted model, not a curated record. Gene Ontology annotation, molecular function: GDP binding; GTPase activity; GTP binding. The transcript has 6 exons. Lineage: Eukaryota; Metazoa; Chordata; Actinopteri; Cypriniformes; Cyprinidae. Gene Ontology annotation, biological process: Ras protein signal transduction. The coding region runs from base 326 to 895 and encodes 189 amino acids. Gene Ontology annotation, cellular component: plasma membrane.
ACACAGGGUUUGGGCGUGUGCUGUGGCUCUAAGCGCCCUCUUCUUCUUCUUCCCCCUACACAUACACAACACACAGCUCGCCUAUCAGUCGACGCACACCGGCGGCUCGUCGUUCAGUGUUUGUGUUGAUCGCAUCUGCUUCAGUGAAUCUGUACCGCCCGAGAAGAAGAAGAACACGCGCUGUCUAAUGACGAAAACAGUUAAGAGCAGCAGAGCUUUGAGAGGAGCAGCGGGAAGGAUGUCGACAUAUUAUUGACUUGUGUUGAGUGUCGUCGAGACGAGCGAACAGCGCCGUGUGUUUUCUUCUGACACAGCAGCAGUGAGAAUGACGGAAUAUAAGUUAGUGGUGGUUGGCGCAGGUGGUGUUGGCAAGAGCGCUCUGACCAUCCAGCUCAUUCAGAACCACUUUGUGGAUGAAUACGACCCAACCAUUGAGGACUCAUAUAGGAAACAGGUGGUGAUUGAUGGAGAGACGUGUCUGUUGGAUAUCCUGGAUACUGCAGGUCAGGAAGAGUACAGUGCAAUGAGGGACCAGUAUAUGAGGACUGGAGAGGGCUUUCUCUGUGUCUUUGCCAUCAACAAUACCAAGUCUUUUGAGGACAUUCAUCAGUACAGAGAACAGAUAAAGAGGGUCAAAGACUCAGAUGAUGUGCCUAUGGUGCUCGUGGGUAAUAAAUGUGACCUACCAGCACGCACUGUGGACACAAGGCAAGCCCAGGAACUCGCCCGUAGCUACGGUAUUCCCUACAUUGAAACCUCAGCCAAGACAAGACAGGGAGUGGAAGAUGCCUUUUACACUCUUGUCCGUGAAAUCAGACAGCAUAAGCUGAGGAAACUGAACCCGCCGGAUGACAAUGGCCAAGGCUGUAUGAACUGCCGCUGUGUGGUGUCAUGAUCCGGUAAACGUUUUUAUCCUGUGAGCUGUGAAUGUGCAUGACGUGGCUUUUUAAAGCUGUGCAGCCUUCCAGACCACAAACACUGCAACACCUACACAGACGCUGGACAUUUAGAGCAGACUGUGUAAAAGGGAAAUCUUUAUUCUGGCAGCCCUCUGCAGUCUUCUUAGGGAUGUUCCCGUCUCGCUCCUUCGUUGGAGAUGAAAUACGUUGUACCUCAUUUUAACGGUCUCAACACUGGAGUUGCUACGACUGGAUGAAGCUGUCACACUUAAAUAUAUUUACAUUAAACAAACUAUCUACUCUUAACUGGAAGUAAUAGCUCAGAAAAUAACCUCUCAUAUUGCUUUGUCAGAUGUGGAUGUUAGCAAAACACUUUACGAGAUGGAGAGAAGAAAUACUACAUCAGUUAUAUUAGCAUACGUCUGGAUGUGAGAAAGAUUUGUAUUGUUAUUUGCUUAGAGCAAGUCUAACCUAAUAAAAUGUACAUAAUUCAUGGCGUUCUCUUGAAAAGAGGACUUUUAGUCAUAUGCAGUGUGUUUAUCACAGGUUCCGGUGCAAUAGGUCGCGAUUAGAAGGUACACCUCCGAGAAGUCUUUGAUUUGCACAUGGUGUAGGACAAAAUGUUCAAGUGGAGGACUUUAGCCUUUGGUUUUGAUUAGAUCUUUGUGGCUUGAUUAGAAAUCCAGCUGUGAUGCUUUUUAUUUACGAUAUUAGACAAAUGCAUUGCAGAUAAUUAAAUUGGCUGGAGAAGACAGAUUAAUGAAGAUCUCUCCACAAUCAUACUUGUUGGAAAAUGAAUGCAAAGCUACUAUAAACUUAAAAGCUUGGACUGAAAAGCCUUGUUGAUAUUCUUGCCAAGCACUGUGCUGUUUUCAUGUUCAGGGCAUAAGCUUGAAACUUUUACAUGUAUAUCAUAAUGUCUAAUCUUCAACUGCAUUUUCCCCUUUUGCCUUUCUGAAGUAAGUUUUUCAUGUUUGUGUCAUUAGGGAGUGAAAAAUUAGAUUUAAAUGUGGAAUUCAAACGAAAAAUACAAAAAACACCAUAUUGCUUGUAAACCCUUACUGUAAAUUAUCAUAUGAGGGAAACUUAAGUUAUAUGUGCUAUAUUCAUAGGCAACAUAUGGCCUUGUAAUUGCAGGGAAGUGCAACAGUCUGGACUUUCUCUUAGAAUGCUUAAAAGUAGCUCAUGUCUCUUUGCAAAGUACAUAUUUCUCAGAAAUCUCAGCAAAAAGGUCUUUUAUAUAUUAUUUAUGUGAAUCAGAUGAACUCUGAACAUGUUGACUGUCAGUGAGUUUCUUCUCUUUCAGGUUGAAAAAAUUGUGGGAUGUUUUAUUUCCUUGCAGUCUAUUGAUUGUUCUCAAGGACAUACAUGGGCGGAUAUGAUUCUCCCUUUAAAACACAUGUCAGUAGCUAUGGAUAUGACCUUCAAGGGAUUCUGUCAGAAUGCUGUGGACAUCCAGAUCUUUUUGAUGGAUUUACUGUCUAUGGUGCAACAGAGUAAUACGAGUUUAUCAGUGGCGUGAUUGCUGCCACUUUCUGAAUAUUGUUUUACAUUAAUACUGUUGGUUAAUGGCCAUUUUUUGGUAACACUCAGACACAUUGUGUAAAAUAAUCCACAAACACGUGACCUAUCCUAUAUUAUUCUGUUUUAAACUUGUCUUACGCCAACUGCUGCUACUAGAUAUUUUUUAUGUUCCUUUUUGAUCGAACACAGCGAUAUGGUAGCGUUCCUACUGAAACAGAAAAUCCCAAAAAGGCUGUGUCGGUUCUGGUAUUAAAUAAUCAUAUUGGUUUUUGCAGCAAUUAAUACUUAAAAAUAUGAGUAUUUUUAAGAACUUGUUCUUAUUUUGUGUCUACAGUGUGUGAAAACAACAUUAAAUUUUCUUUUAACGAUAUGUUAUUAUAGAUUUGUGCCUACCGUUAUUAUUGUGUUAUGAAAGAAUAUCGAAUAAAAGGCUUGUUUUGA